Molecule: messenger RNA, 339 nt
Organism: Impatiens glandulifera
Lineage: Eukaryota; Viridiplantae; Streptophyta; Magnoliopsida; Ericales; Balsaminaceae
Exons: 1
Coding region: 1-339 (112 amino acids)
Source: RefSeq, a predicted model, not a curated record
AUGAAAGAUUUGGGGAUGCUACGUUAUUUCCUUGGGAUUGAGGUUGCUUCAUCUCCAAAGGGGUAUAUUUUAUCUCAGUCAAAAUAUAUAGGUGAUAUAUUUGAUCGUGCUCGUCUUACUGAUAAUAAGGUUGUGGAUACUCCAAUUAAAACCAAUGUUCGAUAUUCCAUAACCGAUGGCUCACCUUUUCCAGAUCCAGCCUUGUAUCGUACUAUUGUUGGCAGAUUGGUUUACCUCAUCAUCACCCGUCCUGAUAUUGCUCAUGCUAUACACAUUGUUAGUCAAUUUGUUACUGCGCCUACUAUAGUUCAUUGGAGUGUUGUUCUUCAUAUUCUCUGA